AUGCUCGGCCUUUGGGAUUCCGUGGGGCCGCCUCCUCCGGUCGUGAUUGAUCCACCCUUCCUGCCCUCCGGGUCCGACGUGGCCGACAUGAAGCUUCUCUGGUUCUUCACCAACUACACCUGCUCGUCCUUUUCCGUCGAAGGCGGCGCGGUGAGGCCCGUCGAAAACGUCCUGCGAAACGACGUGGUCAGGAUGUCCCUCCAAGCUCCCUUCUUGAGGCAUACUCUGCUGGCCCUGGCUGGUCUCCAUCAGCAGACCCUCCAUGUCGACUUUGACCUAUGCCGAGCUCUGCAGCACCGGGCCAACGCCUUUCAUGACUUUCGCAUGGCCUUUGAGUCGCCCAGGGCAGACAUGUCAGACAUGUUUCCCGCCAUGUUGAUAAACUCCCUCCUUCUCACCGCCCUCACCUCCCAGAGCUUUAGAGAGUGGGACAGCCAGGACCUCUACAUCAUCAACUGGAUGAUAAUCUGGAGAGGCAUCCGCAUCAUUUUGGACCGCAUCGACAAACCGACACUGGCCAACAGUGGGCUACAGGCCCUUUUUUACAGGCCACUCGUGGACCUCAAGCAAGCCGUCGUCGAGAUCCCCGCAAACCUCCUCCGGAUGCUUCAUGAGAUCGAGGUUGGCGAGGACGAUUACCCGGACGCCAAGAUAUACUUCAAAACACUCAAGUACCUGGGCUCCCUGUACCACCACCUCCGUCAUCGCGGCUUUGGCGCCAUUAUGCGGUUGCGCAUCAUCACCUGGUUCACUUUCUUGCCAGGCCGCUUCAUCGACCUGGCCCGCGACAAGCGGCCGCGCGCUCUCGUCAUCGUCGCUCACUACGCCGCCUUUCUCAAGCUUAUGGGCGAGGUCUGGUGGCUGAAGCGCGUGGGCGACCGCGCGCUCUACGAUCUCUGCCGCUUCAUUGACCCCAAGUUUUUCAAUCUUCUCCAGAUGCCCCGGGCCGCACAGGCUAUGACAGACGAGCUCUCCGUCGCCCGCGUCAUCCUCAAUGACGCUGAAUGGGUCUCCCGCGUGCCCGCCGGUCAUCAUUGGGAUGAGCAGCAAGAGUCCGAGACCAGAAGGCUCACUUGGGUCAACAACGAAGGCAGGGAGGCUACCCUUAAGGAGGAGGGUGCCGUCGAGGAUCUGGAACCCGUCACUACGGUGCCAUAUCCAGACGUCUGA
Molecule: messenger RNA, 1170 nt
Organism: Hirsutella rhossiliensis
Lineage: Eukaryota; Fungi; Ascomycota; Sordariomycetes; Hypocreales; Ophiocordycipitaceae
Product: fungal specific transcription factor domain-containing protein
Exons: 1
Coding region: 1-1170 (389 amino acids)
Biological process (GO): regulation of transcription by RNA polymerase II
Molecular function (GO): DNA-binding transcription activator activity, RNA polymerase II-specific
Source: RefSeq, a predicted model, not a curated record